Molecule: messenger RNA, 265 nt
Organism: Meloidogyne enterolobii
Lineage: Eukaryota; Metazoa; Nematoda; Chromadorea; Rhabditida; Meloidogynidae
Source: the annotation of a GenBank genome assembly
UUUUAUUCCAAAUUUUUUUAUUUUAAUGUUUUUGCCCCUCCACUCACAUUUUUCUUCUUUUAUUCAUCGGCAAACAAUAGAAUGGCGCCGUAGGCCUUCCUCAGUUUCUUUUCAGAUGCUCUUAAUGGGUAUAAGAAUGAAUAGAAAAAAUAAAAGAAAUAAAUAUAAAUACAAGAAUGCGCACAACAAAGCUGCCUUUGUAUUUAAACAAAAACACAAUAUCUCUACAUUGUUUUGUCGCUUCUUUUGUUAUAAUGUUUUGUAA